AUGAACAGUUCAGUAAUUUCUGAUACUUUGAUUUGCAGGUCACAAGAGUCCAGUCCACUGACACCAUGUGCCCUUUGGCCAGUGGACCUCAAGUUGACUCACUUGGACUGGAACGCUGAAGCGACCCUAAUACAUUUCCAGGGACAGUACCUCACCAUAUGUGAACUUGACUACAACAUCUUGCAGGGAGAAAUCCAAAACGUACCCAAGAAUAAAGCUGCUGUGAAGAUCGGAGAGUUUUGUCUUGUAGAAGAUUCGACUUUGGCCCGCUGGUUCAGAGGAAGAGUUCAAAACCAAAAGGACGACUUGUUUGACGUGUUUCUCAUAGACUGCGGUAACAUCUUGAGUGUGGAUGUUGCCCACAUGUCGUCCUGUUCGAGCGACCUGCUUAACCUGCCUCCAAAAAUAGUUUGUGGCUUUCUUGCCAACGUGCUGCUUCUUCAGAAUGUUUCUCACUCAGCAGUUGAGAAAUAUUUCUCAAGUCUGAUUGGCAAAAAUGUCACAGGUUUCAUUCAAGCCCUCCUUCCUCACAAAGUCCUCCUGUUAGAAGCCCCUGACAUCAACUGUGACCUGGUCCAGCAUGGCUUCGGGAGACCUGUGGACACAGAUACCUUCAUCUUCUUGGUCAGCAUGCUUACGGACGUGCCACUCAAGCAAAACAUCGAGCCCGUUCCUGACUUGCUUAUUGAAAAGCCAAUAGUCCAAGGGUUUUGUUUCAGAUCAUCCAGCUUGCAGGGAUACGCAGACGUUUUGUCUUUCUGUGGGCCUAGACUCACGUGUGAGACGCGGACUAAAGUCAGAGUAACUGCUGGUGUCAACCCUGGGCUGUUUUUCUGUCAGAUGGUCAGCGUGGAGGCAGAACUCCAGGAGAUGUCCAAAAGGUUGGCUGCGAUUUUUGAGCACAGAACCGACGAAUACAACCAGAAGACUCCAGAGAAUCUGGGUCUGCUGUGCGCAGUUAAAGGAAAAGAUGAGAAAUGGGUCAGAGGCUUUGUGCGGUUUCUACCAGUCAACUCUCAAGUAAGAGUUUUUUUGAUCGACUACGGGUUAUUUGAGUUGGUGAAAGUGGAGAAUGUUCACAGGUUGCCUCCUGAAUUUUACUCGGCACCAGUCAUGGCGCUCCCGUGCACGCUCCCCUCUGCGACCGGUCAGGAUGUGGCUCUGAAGGCUCAGCAAUUGAGUUUCCUGAAGGCAGGCUUGCUUGGAACCGUGUUGGAUGUGGAGAUCAGAGAUUUUGAUGUAGAACAGUAUUUGUACACCAUUACUGUGCUCGGUGCUGAAGAAACACACGUGGAAGAACCAGAGCCGGUCCAACACGGUCCCUUUGCGCCGGAUGUUAAAGAAACGUCAUCUCCGAGUGGCUUUUCAAACUUUAAGACGAUGUUGAGUGAGGCGUUCUACGAAACGUUACAAGCAGAGGAAGUGCAGGUCGGCUCGGUCUUUGUGGGCUACGUUGAGCACGCACAGAAUCCGAACCACUUCUGGAUCAGAACCCAAAAACGCAACGAGGAAUUUGAGGAAAUGAUGUCAGAAAUAACAAAACACUUCAGUGAAGUGAAGCUGGAUGAAGACCUGUUGUUGAAUCCAGAGCUCGGGGUGAUGUGCUGCGCUGUGUACGAGGAAGACUUGCAUUUCUACAGGGGUGUGGUAACGGACAUUCUUAAACAUGGAGCAGAGAUUUUUUUUAUCGACUUUGGGAACACUGAAAAAGUGCCGUACGACUUGAUCAAAAACAUUCCCGAGACUGUUGCUAACAAAUCAGCAUUUGCAAUGUGUUGCACGCUUGCUAAUGUUUUUCCUUUGGACGACGUCUGGGCCAGCACCACCUGUGACUUUUUCAGAAAAUCUGUGUUGGACAAAGCUUUGCUAGUUCGUGUUGUCCGGAUGAAAAAGCACAAAUGCGUUGUUGAACUCUUUGAGAUGGGAAAUGAUAAUAGCAUCACUGAGCUUUUGAUCGCUUCCAAACUAGCUGAAUACAUUCCUGUAGAGCGAGCGGCGCGAAACAGCAAAGAUGGAACAGAAAAAACAAGACGCCUGCAUCAUCCGGUGACUGCAGACAUAGGUGGAAGGUCAGAGCAAUGGGAAAAUUAUAGGGAGGAAGAGAAAACGUUCAGAAAUGAAGCUGAGAAGGUUAAAUGUAGCUUCAGAGCUGUUAGCAUCAAGCCAGGGUUUGAGUUCUCCGUGCGCUGCUCGGACAUUAGCUCUCCAUCUGAUUUCUGGUGCCAGCCUCUUGAUAAACUUCCAGCUUUGGACAAACUGAUGGACGACAUGCAGCAUUAUUACUCCCUUCACACAGUCCCCCUGCAGCCCGGGGAGUCAUGCUGUGUAGCCAAGUCACCACAUGAUGGAAAAUGGUACCGGGGCUUCGUUGUAGGAAAACAAAAGGGCCACACUUCAGUAAUGCUGGCUGACUUUGGCCCCGUCAUCCAAGUCAAACAGAAUCACCUCUGGGCGAUAAUCCCAGAUUAUACGUAUUUGGAGGGACAAGCUAUCAGGUGUAGCCUUUACAAUCUGUUUGAGCCUGCAGAACACACCCAAAGUGGAGAUUGGAGUCCAGAGGUGUUGAACCUGCUGAAAAAUUUUGUCCUCAAGAGUGCAAACAAUCUUCGAUGUCAGGUCGUUUCCCAGGUAAAUGUGAAAAACAAAGGCCUGAGAAACGUCGUCGACCUCUACAACAGCCAGACGCAGCAGACUGUAACAGAUGCCCUCAGAGAGCAGGGACUGGCAAGAAGAGCAACGGUGCCAAUGAGACAACGAUCUGAUGUUGUCCCUGAUUCUUUUGUCUAUUCUUCGUUUGGUGUUGGCCCCGGAAGUGAAGAACAAGUCUACGUUGCUCACGUAGGCAGCCAGUGUGAGAUCUACUGCCAUCUCGAGAGAAACACUGAAAUCAUCGAAGAGCUUCAGAUGAAAAUCUCUGAAGAAAGUGAAAGAAUGAUGAAGGCCAACACCAGAGCUGCUGUGGGGAACUUGUGUCUGGCUAAAUACCUGGAUGGAAAAUGGUACAGAGGCUUGAUGCUGCCAGUCCCAUCGCUGCUUCACUUUGAUGUGUUUUUUGUGGACUAUGGAAACACAAAAAUCUCUGAGAAAACAAAAGUCAUGUUUAUUCCCAGGAACUGUGAGGACUUGUUGUACACGCCAAUGCAGGCUUUGAGAUGUCGCCUGGAUUCAGUUCCCGAGGAAGAGCUCUACGUAGAUGCCAAGAAAUGGCUGAACGACACAGUCCUCAACAAGUGUGUCAGAGCCGUCGUACGAGCGAAGAGGGAAGAUGGCUCCUUCGAUAUCGAACUGUUCGAUGGAGACAUGAACAUCAACAAGAAGGUAAAGAAACUCAUUCUGAGUCAGUCACAGAAACCAAAAACUGCUAGUUUGAUAAAAAACAAGCACAAGGUGAAAAAUACAACUUUCCACAAAAGAUUCACAAAGACACGUGACAAAUGUAAGAGUCCGAGCAAAGGACAAGCUUCGGCUUCUACGUCUAACAGCCACAGAGUUAAAAACACUAAAAACGUUCAUUGGAGGCUUCAUAAUAAGAGCACAUCAGUAAAACAACAAAAUGUGCUCAACAGAAGGAGAAGCCCUCAGACUGAGUCUAAAGUCAAACCAGCCGAACAUCAGACUGUGAAGUCAAAGAAACCGCAGCAGAGCAAGGAGACAAAAAUGUCCCAGCUGUUGUGUUUUUCAGAGAAGAGCAUCCGUCCAGGUUUCAGGACAAAAUGCUUCGUGUCCCAUGUUGAUUCCAUCAGCAGCUUCUUCCUGCAGCUGUCAGACGAUGAACCGGACAUCCUAAAAAUGGGUGAAGAUCUCAACUUGGGCGUCUUUAGGGAUUCUCUAAAACUGGCUGAAUCGUUUCAAGUGGGUGACGUUGUGCUGGCAGAGUUUGAGGACGAUGGUGCUUUGUAUCGCUCAGUAAUAAAAACCCAGGAGAGCAAUUCAAGUUUCAAAGUGGAGUUUGUGGAUUAUGGAAACUCAGCAGAUGUAUGGAGGGAAAAGAUGUACCCCUUACCAGAGGAUUAUCUGUCUCAGCCAAGAUUCAGUAUUCCUUGUUCACUGCUGGACUCGAGCUUGUACGAAACGGAUUCUUCGUUCACUGAUGCCGUAGUAGAAAGACCAAUCAUGGUCGACUUUGUUCGUCAAAGUGGGAUUCAGUGGCAAGUCAAGAUGGAGGUUCUUGAUGACGCAACACCGGAAAGCAGUCUGACUGAAAACAAAGCAUCUCUUUUAAGUAUAGUUAAAAGCAGUGAGGAGGCGCCAUCUUGUGAACAGAACAUCACAGACGAAGGCCAACAAAAUGAAGUACCAAAGAAAACCUCAACUGGUGGAGGUGAAGACUCGAUGCCUGUCGAGUUGUCCGUCAACCAGAAGGUAAAAACAGUCAAGUGCUGGAGAAGAGGAAGGAUCAGGAGGAGCCACAAGAAGACCAAACUGUCAUCUGCCAAAGUAAAGAAAGACGCUUCUCUACCGCCAACGAUUGAACCCGGAGACACUGACAAUGGCACCGUUCUAUCAGUCCAAAGAGACGGUUUUUAUAUCAGGCUUUCAAAGAACAAGGGUUUGCUCAAAGCUCUGGAAGAGCAGAUAAAAAACAACAUGAACCAGUUCAAGACCGUUGGUGAAGCAAAUGUCAAACGAGGCCUCAGGUGCUUGGUUCAGGUCCAGGAGGACACGUUUGGAAGAGCUGUUGUCCAGCAAGUCAACGAGGGAGAAUUUAAAGUCUUCCUGGUGGAUUAUGGAGUAACAAAAGAUAUUCCAAGUGUCCCCGUCUUAGAACAGUGUACAGAUCUCAUGGAGUUCCCAAACCUCGCAGUGUUGUGCAGGAUGAAGAGUUCAGGGUUCACUGAGGAAAAGGAAGCUAAUCAGGGCUGGUAUGAAACUCUGGAACCAAUGAUAGGUUCAGAGGUCAAGCUGAUAUUUGUGAGUUUCUCUGAGGCCGACGACUCGUGGAUGGUUGAAAUAGUUAUGAACGAACUGUUCCUCCUCUGGCAAAUCAAAGCUUCUCGGCGGCAAAUUGACGACAGGUCUGCAUCACCUGCUGACACCCAAAGUGAAGGAGGACCCACCUCAGACACGAGCGCUCCUCAACAGCUUGUUUUUGCUGCAGUGGAUAACGACAAAGUCUAUUCUGGCUCUGCAGCUGGAGUUGCAACUCCCUCUGACUUCUGUGUUGUUCUGGAAGAUCUGCUGCUCACCAGGAAUAAAGUGUCUGCCAUUCUCGACGAACUGCCCCUGGAGAUGCCUCCCCUUCCUGAGGCCCACCUCGUUCCAGGGACCUGCUGUUUGUUGAAACCUGAAUCCAGGAACAGGUGGUGCCGGGCUGAGAUCAUCCACGCCGACGCCACAGUUGUCCUGGACCUCGUGGAUCACGGUCAUUAUGAAUGCAUAUCAAGUCAUGAUUUGUCCAAGCUGAAGAAGCUUCCAGUGGAGCUAACGGACCUCCCAAAGUUGACCUACCCCUGCACCCUGAAAGGGGUGAAGCCAGCUGGUGGAGAUGGACAGUGGAGCGAUGAGGCAGCGGUCUUCUUCCAGAAGUGUUUGGACCAGAAGAACCUCCAGAUCUUCUUCAGAGAGUUUGUAUCCAAUUCAGACUGGAACGUGGACAUUGUUGUCGACGGCGUCCAUGUUGCCAAGAAGUUGGUGGACACUGGACACGCCAACUACAUGGAUGUCGCACCUGAACUCAGGUUCCAGGCGACUGGUCCUUCUGGUCCUGGCAGUGAGGAAGAGGAGGGCUCACCUGAUGGCAGUGAGGAAGAGGAGGGCUCACCUGAUGGGAAACAGACCUUCAACGCAGAGUCCAGAUCAAACCACUGUUUCCUGAUGUGAAUCAUCUCUGAACCGUCGAGACCCGAUGCUGCAGAGCACAACUUCAGCUUUUGUUUUAUUCUUUAUCGAAGCUUAGAUGUGGAAAUUUGUUGCGUUUAAAAAUGCUUGUUUACACAAUUUUGUUUUCGUUAA
This is a messenger RNA of Nematolebias whitei (Rio pearlfish), 5952 nucleotides long. It is a transcript of the gene tdrd15, whose product is annotated as tudor domain containing 15. Gene Ontology annotation, biological process: spermatogenesis. The transcript has 4 exons. The record is from RefSeq and is a predicted model, not a curated record. Bases 1 to 5820 code for a protein of 1939 amino acids. Lineage: Eukaryota; Metazoa; Chordata; Actinopteri; Cyprinodontiformes; Rivulidae.